AUGGGGACAAUAGAGAUAGUUCUUUGUGUUUUUCUUGGACAUGUUAUUGCUGUUCAAUCAGUGAUAAUCAAUCGAGAUCAGGAUGCCACAUAUGCUGAGGAGUUUCUGGUCUCUUUGGACAGUAUCAGGCCUUUUCCUGUUAGGACAAAUUCUGAUUUCUUUGCCAACACUCUAUUCAACUCACUGAAAAGUUGGAGUCCUGAAUUUCCAAUGCUUUCAGAACUACCUCCUUUCAUGAACAUUCCCACAGUGGAGGUGUUUUGUGAUGAAUCCACAUUAACUGUACUGGUUAAUAAGCGAUCUAAUGGAGUCAUGUUGACUGGAGAAGAGCUCUGGUUAGGCAAUGGCUGCACUAGCAGUGGAGAGCUACCAAACCACUUUGUCUUUACCUACCUGUUGGAUGAGUGUGGAACAACAGAGAUGGUAAGUUGACUAAAGUAUCUCCUGAUUAUUGUGUAUCCACAUUUUGGUUUGGAUUUUUUUUUUAAACCAGGCUCUUACAGUUGCAGAAUGGCAACAUGGUGUUCACCAAUUCUCUCCACUUGAACCUCAGAAGUGUUCUCCACAACCAGUGGCUUAUGCCUUCAACAGUGCACAUCUCCUGCAUCCCCAAAAGGUGCUUCAGUGAUGUUACUUUAACAUAUGAAAGCAAUCAAUAAUUAGUAAACUUACAGAGGGGUACUUUUCUUUUUCAGGUUAGAUGAAAAUUCAAAUUCGAUUGUUUCAAUGGCUAACUCUGAGAAUGGCAAGACCAUCAAUAUCAAAGCUAUGAAUCGUAAGUAAUAGCUGAAGUCACAAAUACGCUGUUGGUCAAUGCGGUUUAUUGUUUUCUGUCACAAUUAAGUUCUUUUUUCCUGCAGCAUCUUGGACCAACACUGCUGAGUCUAAUAUGUAUAAGAGAGGCCAGAACAUCAACCUACAAGUAUCAGCAAGAACCAGACCCAAAGAGCAGCUUUACCUUCAGUCCUGUUUUGUGUCACCAUCUCCUGAUCCCCAGGUUAAACCCAGACAUGCAGUCAUAAUGAAUAAAGGGUAAGAAGCCUGCUGCUACUCAUGAAGUUAGUUUGUGAUGCUAAAAUCGUGCUCAUCAGAACCUUCACUCCUUGCUAGGUGCACAGCCCCAUUGGGUUCUCCUCAUGCUGUUGUACAGUUUGUGGCCUCCAAGAGACCUGAUGUGGUUAAUUUUGUUCUAAACACAUCUUUUCUUAUUUCUGAGGUAAGUUCUUAUUUUUUAUUUUUUUGUUUCUGUUUCUCUACACAAUAUAAACUAUGAACCCUUUUCCUCCUGAAGCUGUACAUCCACUGCAGCGUCCUUGUCUCGGACCAGGGUGUCACUUUUGGCACCAAAUCCUGCAACUACAAUGUCUUCCAAUCAAGGUAUUUGUGUACAUAAAUGUAGUUGUUUGUUGUUUUCAUACCUUGAUGAGAUAAUUUUACAUUUCAGAUGGGAGGACCUCAGUGGAAGAAAGGAAGUGUGUAAAUGUUGUAGCUCAAAAUGCAGAGGUCUGUCAAUUAAGCAUGUACCUGAAGGUAAGAGAUUUGUAUGUCUCAAGUCCAUCCUAAAAGCUGGCCCAAGAACCGGUAUCUGCUCACAUUUAAUGGAUCAAUUAUGUCAUUUCAGACUCUAGAGUUAUUGUCAGCACUGGCCCUUUUGUCAUCGAGGACAAAGAGGUAGCAACAAGUCUUAAGCCUUCAGCCUCUGAACCACAAACCUUGAGUGCUCCUGAUACCAACUUGAUGCAGGCUGAUGAUGCUGCAGCAGCUAAAGACACAAUUGUGUCUGGAACUACUUUUUCAAGAUACAAGCCUUUCUCUUCCACCCAGGGGGUCAUGGUCAUAAGUGAGGACCCAGUCGCAAGACUGACCCUUUGGCUACCUGGACAGUUGAGAGAACCAGACAACAGCAAAGAUCUUGGUAAUGAGCCUAAAGAGACAAAAUCAAGUGAUACACCUGAGCUACAGCCUUCAACAACAGAACAGGAGCCUCUUUUAAAUGUAAAAUCAAGUAGAGACCAGGGUUUGAGUUUUCUGACACUGGUUGAUGGAUGGGUAGGUCUCCCACAUCUAGAGGAAGCAGCUAUUGCAGAGGAAUCUCGAAGAAAGAGGUGGUUUGGGAGAUCUGGGAUGUUAAACUCUGAGCCUUCCCAGGAUGUUGGCAUCCAAUUGCCAGCUGAGAUAACUCUCGGUGUCCUUGGCCAGAAUGAUUUUAACCAAAAAGAUGAGUUGACUGAAAGUCAGGUAGAUGCAGAUGUAGUAGCCCAAGAGGAAGCAAAUGAUGCCCAACCAUUUGUGCGCUCAAAGCUUCAGUUUUCCAAACACCCUGAUGGCUCGCAGACGGUGAGUUAUGAGGAAGAAGUGAAGCAUAAGGAGGCGAGGGGUACAACCACAAGAUUUGGGAUGAACAGAAUUAAAGGACAACAGGAGCACAAACAUGGACGGAUGUUCUCAGCUUUCCUGGAUUUACUCAGGUCUCCAAGUUUGUUUUUUCUUUUUGAAUAUUAUGUUUGGUCAAUAUUGGUGUAUUAUUGCAUGAACAAAAACUAAUUUUGUUAUUCUCUUUCUUUCAGGAGAAUUGACAAAGAAUAA
Molecule: messenger RNA, 2586 nt
Organism: Xyrichtys novacula (pearly razorfish)
Lineage: Eukaryota; Metazoa; Chordata; Actinopteri; Labriformes; Labridae
Source: the annotation of a GenBank genome assembly